AGCCCCCGGGCAUGGGGCAAGUGCGGACACCAGCAUCCUGCCCACUGGCUGCACCCCCUGGGCAGAAGAGUCCCCAGGCCCUGCAGAGGAAGGGCAUGUCCCCUACCGUGGCUCUUCCUGGGCAUUCAGCUCCAUCAGUCUGUGAUUCAGUGGAGGAGGCUCAUUGAUGCUCCAGGAAUGGCAGAAAUGUCUCCAGCCUGUCCCUGAGUGCCCUGGAGUACUCAAGGAAUCUUCCCUUGCUCCUUCCAUAUAAUUGCACCUGGCUAGUCCGUGGUGAUGGGUCCUGGGAGUGCCUGAUCCUGGGGAAAUGGGGCUGUGGCAGCCGUGUGGUCUCUCUGUGCCUACUCCCACAGGCACUGGGGCUGGAGGGACAUUUGUGCCCUGUCUCUCCUGCAGACAGAUGUGGACAUGAGCCAGCUGGGUGUCCUGUGGGUGGAUGGAAACUUGGCUAGAGGUGCAUAAGCAGCAGGUAAUGAUAAACAGCGUGGAGGAGGUGGUGACGGCAGUGGUGGUGUCGCUCCGCUCCUGCCCACCCUGGCAUCAGACAUGCCAGGAAGAUGCUCUGCCUCACGCAGCCCUUGAAGCGCUGCCGGUCUGAGCCGGGCUGCGUGCCACCAUCACACCAGUGACAGGACACGGGGAUCGCUCCGGUGUUGACGUCACGCACCACCAGUGCCCUGAGGGCGAGGACGUCCUGCGCUGGGCUGAUGCUCCGAUGGCUCUGAGGAUGGUGGAUGCGUGCUGGGCUCAACUCUGGUUUGGGAUGCCCUGGUAGUGCUAGUACCAAGCCCUUCUCCUCCUUCUCCUCUUCUCAUGCAGUGGAUGAAGCACCUGGCACCAAAAGACGGAGAGCUGAGGGUGCUCCAGCAUCACCCCGUGGGCACUGGGCUCCAGCACUGCCCCAGCCUCAACAGGAGCGAUGCUGCCCUACCGGAGGGAGAGCCCGGUCCUGCCCCACUGCCCGGUGCGGGGAGGAAGGGUGGUUCAUGGGCCCCAGUUUGCCUACUGCCCCAGCCCCCAAGCUCUGCACCGGCUGCCAGGUGCCCACACCUGCCCCUUCACCGUUGGUCCUGUGACUUGCCCUGACCAUGGCUUCCCCUGCCCCGGCUCCCCGGGGAGCCUGCGCGAGGGCAGGGAGCGCUACGAGCUGGAUGCACUGCCCUGGCAGGGGCCCCGGCUGGUCUUGGAGGAGCUGCAGAAGCCAGAGCUCGGGUGCUGGGCCAGGGUCCAGUCCAUCUGUGUCUCCCUUCUCAAGGUGCCCCUGAUGUUUGGCUUCCUGUACCUCUUCGUGUGCUCCCUGGAUGUGCUUAGCUCUGCCUUCCAGUUGGCUGGAGGCAAGGUGGCAGGGGACAUCUUCAAGGACAAUGCCAUCCUCUCCAACCCAGUGGCUGGGCUGGUGGUGGGCAUCCUGGUAACUGUGCUGGUGCAGAGCUCCUCCACCUCCACCUCCAUCAUCGUCAGCAUGGUCUCCUCAGGGUUGCUGGAGGUGCGCUCUGCCAUCCCCAUCAUCAUGGGCUCCAACAUCGGCACCUCCGUCACCAACACCAUCGUGGCCCUCAUGCAGGCUGGUGACCGCAGUGAGUUCAAACGAGCCUUUGCUGGUGCCACGGUGCAUGACUGCUUCAACUGGCUGUCAGUGCUGGUCCUGCUGCCACUGGAGGUGGUGAGUGGGUACCUGCACCACGUCACCCGCCUGGUCGUGGCCACCUUCAACAUCCGCAGUGGGAAGGAUGCCCCUGACCUGCUGAAGAUCAUCACAGAGCCUUUCACCAAGCUCAUCAUCCAGCUGGACAAGUCGGUGAUCACUGGCAUUGCAACAGGGGACGAGAGCCUGCGCAACCGGAGCCUCAUCCGUGUUUGGUGUGGCCCUGCAUCCCCACAGAUGGCUGCUGUGGGGCUUGGGCCCCCCCCAAACUGCACAGCCCCUGGCCACUGCAGCACUAAAGGCAUCGAGAUCCUCCACAACGUCACCAGGCAGAAGUGUGAGCACCUCUUCACCGACACACCACUGCCCGACCUGGCCGUGGGGCUGGUGCUGCUGGCCGGGUCCCUCGUCGUGCUCUGCACCUGCCUCAUCCUCCUGGUCAAACUCCUCAACUCCCUGCUCAAGGGGCAGGUGGCCAAAGCCAUCCAGAAGGUCAUCAACACUGAUCUCCCACACCCUCUCAGCUGGCUCACUGGGUACUUCGCCAUGGUGGUGGGUGCUGGGAUGACCUUCGUGGUGCAGAGCAGCUCUGUCUUCACGUCAGCGAUCACACCCCUGAUUGGUUUGGGAGUGAUCAGCCUUGAGCGUGCCUACCCACUGACCCUGGGUUCCAACAUUGGUACCACCACCACCGCCAUCCUGGCCGCCCUGGCCAGCCCAGGGGAUAAGCUGGCCAGUUCCUUCCAGAUUGCUCUCUGCCACUUCUUCUUCAACAUCUCUGGCAUCCUGCUGUGGUACCCACUGCCCUUCACCCGCCUGCCCAUCCGCAUGGCCAAGGCGCUGGGUGAGCGCACGGCCAAGUACCGCUGGUUUGCCGUGCUGUACCUCAUCAUCUGCUUCCUCCUGCUGCCCUCCCUCAUCUUCGGCAUCUCCAUGGCGGGCUGGCGGGCACUGGUGGGGGUGGGUGCACCCUUCCUCGGCCUCCUCUUCUUCGUGGGGCUGGUGAAUGCUCUGCAGGCACACAGCCCUGGCCGCCUGCCCAAAUGGCUGCAGACCUGGGACUUCCUCCCCACCUGGAUGCACUCGCUGCAGCCCCUCGACCGAGUCAUCACCCAGGCCACUCUCUGCUGCACUGACCGCUGCCGCAGCCCUGAGGGCUGGGAGGAGCAUGAGGGCCCUCCCCGGGACAAGGCCAGGCUGGGGCUGGACAACCCCGUGCUCUCCUACCCCGAGGAGAUGCCCAGCCCCACCAUCCGGGUGGGCUCCCCUCGCCCGCUCCCGCAUGGUGCCACCCGGCUCUAGCUGGUACCACACACCUGGGCUCCUGCUCCCGUGGCCGCCGGUUUCUAACAUCCCUGCUCAGCUGAUGUUCAAUAAAGGUCGAGUGUCCAUGC
Myiozetetes cayanensis is the source of this 3039-nucleotide messenger RNA. RefSeq names its product solute carrier family 34 member 1 (gene SLC34A1). The transcript has 13 exons. The record is from RefSeq and is a predicted model, not a curated record. NCBI's taxonomy places the organism in Eukaryota, Metazoa, Chordata, Aves, Passeriformes, Tyrannidae. Gene Ontology annotation, cellular component: apical plasma membrane; brush border; vesicle. The coding region runs from base 920 to 2947 and encodes 675 amino acids. Gene Ontology annotation, biological process: intracellular phosphate ion homeostasis; sodium-dependent phosphate transport. Gene Ontology annotation, molecular function: sodium:phosphate symporter activity.